AUGCCCGUGGCCAAAUCCCCCCUCUCGGCCGCCUUCCGUGUCGGCGGCGUGCCCGUGCUCGGCUUCCUGAUCCACACGCACGACGGGUUCCGCUUCGGCGAGGCUGAGCUGAUCUAUGGCCCGCCCUCCACGUGCAAGCAGCUGGGCGUGCGCCGGCCGCUCAAGGACUGCGUCGUCGCCGCCUACGACUGCCUCUUUGGCGACGUGCAGCCGGCGCUCACCUCUCUCGAGGUCUGUCUCGCUGAGCCGCUGCCCGAGGAUCUGCUCGAGGGCAAGCGGGAAGGCGGCCGCAAGGCCUUCACGGUGUUCCACACGCGCGGCGAGAGGCACGUCGUGACAUUCUCGCCCAAGCUGGGCACGCGCGAGGUGGUGUGCCUGGGAGAGGCAUCGUGGCGCAUGCAGCCGAUCUCGCGCGUGCACUGGUACUCGAUCGGCCAGCUCCGGCCCUGGUUUGCCGCGCCGCUCCCAGCCACCGAGUGCGAGCGGCGCAUCGCCGCGUACUUUGAGACAAGUGAGCACCGCGAGUUCCGCACCGCAAACAAGACCGACGCCACGCUCUGGCAGGAGGCCGACGGCUCCGCGAAGCUUCUCGGAAGCACGGACAAGCGGCCCAAGGCGGCGUGGCGGAUCUGGGGGCUGCGAGGCUACUGGCUGCUCCCGGACGGCGGCGCGCGCGAUCGCGACGGCAGCCUCGUGCCCGAGGCCAGCCUGGCGCAGAUCGCAAAGGAGGAGCUGCUGCCGUGGCCCGGCGCCGCCCUCGACUGGCGGCCCUCGGAGGCGGACGCGGAGUGCUUGUUCCGCCCCCUCGACCAGGACACGACGUCGGCGCUCGUGCGGCUGCAGCGGGCUCUCCGCACCUCGCCUCACCUCUUUAGCAAAGUGCUCGCGAGCAAAGUGGACCUCCGCCUCGGGCGCGUGGUGUGGCUCCUCACGAGGGCGGGCCCCCGGCUGGCGCUGAUCCUCGGCCACGCGCCGUGGAGCGGCGGCUCGGAGAAGAGCGGGCUGCUGCUGAAGGCGCUCCCGACGACGUCCGAUUGGUCCGGCGGCGCGCUGCCGGUGCUCCCAGAGGCGGCGCAGCUGAGCGCGGACAUCAUCGCGCCCGCCGCUCACGUGCAGCCGUUUCCUGCGCUGCUGAACCUGGAGUGCUGCCGGCCGAGCCGCCGCAAGAGGCGGCGGCCGCCAGAGGAGAUUGACGCCGCGCCAGAGGGGAAGCGGUUCCCCGGCGCCCCUCUCCCGGAUGCCCCGCGGCAGGCGGGGCUCGAGGGGGAGGACGCGAAGCAGCUGCUCGCGGAGCGCGACCUCGCAUUCGUGGCGCCGCGAGGCGGAGAGGCGCCGCCCUCGGCCGUCACGGAGCCCUACGAGCCCGGGCGGGGGGCGGUGGUCGGAGAGGACGUGAGCGGGGAGCCUCCGGGCUCGGCGGAGGGGGAGGGCGCGCUGGGCAAGCGCAAGGCGGUGGCGAGCAGUUCGGGCGCGGCCGCAAAGGGCCCAUGGCGAGAGGAGGAGGAGCCUGUGCGGCUGCUGCGGCCGAGCGAGGUGCCCGAGCGGCGCGGCGAGGUGCUGGAGGCGCUGCGGCGCGUGCUGCGGCUCGUGAAGCAGGACCCGGAGGAGUUCUGGGGCAAGCAGCGGCCAGGCGAGCCCUUUCCCUUCCCGGAGCUGCUGCCGGCUAUGAGGGCCGAGCAGGUAGCGCUUAAGGCGGGAGCGUCGUCCUCAAUGGUGAGGUAG
This is a messenger RNA of Emiliania huxleyi CCMP1516, 1722 nucleotides long. RefSeq lists its product as hypothetical. The transcript has a single exon. Bases 1 to 1722 code for a protein of 573 amino acids. NCBI's taxonomy places the organism in Eukaryota, Haptophyta, Isochrysidales, Noelaerhabdaceae. The record is from RefSeq and is a predicted model, not a curated record.